AUGCAGUUCAGCUCUGUUUUUGCCUGCCUGAUCAUGGCUCCCUUGGCUCUGGCUGUGCCAGCCGACAUGCCUUCCCAUGAAAGCUCCCUUGCUCUCAGAGCUGCCGACAACAUCGAGAUCCCGGAUAAUCUUCCCGAGGAUUGGAAGACUGCCCUCGAAGCCUACUUCAAGGAUACCGAGCUGGAUGUCGAGACCAGGGACCUCGACAAGCGCAGCGAUGUGCCCUUCAUGCACUGCGGCUGGCGCCGUUUCUUCAGCUGCCUUGGAUCCCUUACUCCAGGUGGUGUUACCUGCAUGUGGGCAAUUGCUGCUCGCGGCCUCGAUGUCAAGGAAGACUCAAAGUGCACGGCCGCCGUCGUUGCCAGCAUCUUGUCUGCUUCCAACAACUGCAAGUUGUGUGUCAACGGACACCUUUAG
This is a messenger RNA of Colletotrichum gloeosporioides, 417 nucleotides long. RefSeq lists its product as uncharacterized. The transcript has 5 exons. Bases 1 to 417 code for a protein of 138 amino acids. The record is from RefSeq and is a predicted model, not a curated record. NCBI's taxonomy places the organism in Eukaryota, Fungi, Ascomycota, Sordariomycetes, Glomerellales, Glomerellaceae.